AGUAAAAUCACAUCAGCAUUUGAGCAGUGUUUAUUUUUAACCUUUUUAUUGAUGCAGGUUUAAUUAUCUUGCAUGACACAACAAUCAAACACUUUGUUGCUUUGGCCGCUCACCAUCAUGAUGAGUGUUUGGAUGUAAAGAGAUACAAGAAAAGGUAAUCUUUAGCAUUCAUCCGUCUCUCCCCUAUUUCACGACACCAAAACAGCUUUCCCCGAAACUGGAUGUCAACAUAUCAAAGAUGACGACCAUACAACGCUUCACGCCUCAACACUCACCCUCUCACCCUUCAUCAAAUGCAUCACCUACUUCAUCCGUCAGCGCAGAAGAAGAAAGAGCUGAAAUCCACCCGCCUCAAGAGCAAGAACAAGAACAAAUCCGACCUCCAAAAGAGUUUGAAAUCCCAAAUGCUCUACGUGGAUGGACUGCACAUCAAAGCCAUGGCCAGGCCACUGUGCUAUUCUACGUCCCACGCUGGGUACAAGCAGAAGCAUUAGAUGUGACUAUCGAAGAGGAUUACAUCGUUGCAGGAAUGCGAGGCCACAAACCAAUCGUAAGUGCACGCUUAGCAGGUAGGAUCAAUUCUACCACUUCUGCAUGGCAAUUAGAACGAAAGUCAAACGGGAAACGCAGUCGAAGCAGAAGCAGAACACGAAUGAGAACACGUUCAAGCGAUCAAAUCAGUAGUAACUCUUCUAGUGGUAAAGGCUGGGUAAAGGCGGGCGCAAGACCUUCAAGAGAAAGCGGUGUGGCCACAAAUACGACCAGUCGUCCAAACUCACCCGUUCAAAGCGAUACAUCAAGCUUUGAAAUGUUAGCCAGAAGUAUUGAUACGCUUGCUUCAAGACCAUCAAUGCCAAGUAGCGAAGGAAUAGGAUCGCCACGCUCUCUUUCACAAAGUAUGACAUUAUCGGAUGACAGCAACGCACGCAAUUCCACAGCAGGAGGUGCUCGAAGUAUGGAAUCGAGCAUCAGCAUUGAGCAUAGCCAGACACCUUCCAGUAGCAGCAAAGGAGACACUUUCGAAGACCCAACAAGGGAUGCCAAACUUGUCACUUUGCACUUGGAUAAGAUCGACGGUGGAAUAUGGCCUUGUAUUGUAGAAGGCCCCGUCCCUACCAGGGAAGCAAUGGCACACCCUUCAACUCAACCACUUGCACGUCUCGUAUCUGUGCAAUCGCAAGGUUCACUGAAUGCUGCAAUCAGUGAAGCUAUUCGACAACAACAAAGCCGGUCACGGGAAAAUUCAUUUGAUUCUUCUGAUGGGAACGAGCCCAUGGUCAAUGAAAGCACGUUGACCGUGGAUACAAUAUCUAGUGACGAUAGCACAACUGUUUUGGGUAGCGGACAAACGGCACAAAUGGAAGAGGAUUUGUACAAUAUGGACCCAAUAAGUCUCACAUUGAUGGGAAUGCAACAUGCAAGAAGAAGCUCUUCCAUGCCUUUUGGAGGGGCAAGUACUCGAGAUGAAUCGCAGGCGUUUGAAUGUUACCGUCGAGCUUGGCGAGAAGCAGAAAUACCAACGGCGAUUGAACAUCUUGUGCACUAUUACCUCCCUCUCAAUCCAGCAAAAAAGUCCACAAUCUUGGCUUCCUACAGACAACGCUUGACUGCCGCUUUAGGAGGUUCAACAGCCUUGGCUCGUCUUUACGUCUCUUAUGCUCACCUAUACAUGCAAUCGUACGAAUUUGAUCGGCCACUUUUGGCACUUCCCCUAACAGGAAUGUCAAAUAAUCCCUUUGGUGCACAUUCUGUUAUGCAUGAGGGGAUACAAGGAGACAAUGAAGGGAUCGGUCCAUUGCAGUAUUUACUAGAAGCAAGGAACUUGGACCCAGCUUUGGUCAUCUCAGAGGAUGAUUGGCAAGAAGCAAAGAAGUUGGACGAAGAGCGAAGCGCACACCACAGUUGGAGUGGGGCAGCCUCACCUUCUGCCAGAUCAGACGAUACCGGCAGUCAACCGAGCUCAGGCAAAAGUCGAAAGACAAAACGUCGUAAAGCCGGAUCAAGACGUGAUAAACUUGGAGGACACCAUCAUCAUCAUCAUUCGACAGAUCAAGGAAUCGUAUUCUUGGUCGUCAGUAGAGCUGCUCUUUUGAGUGUUGCCGUGGCAGGUUGUAUGGCCGUUGCAGGUUGGUAUCGAAGAGCAGCUACUGGCGCAGGUGCUUAACAGGAAGGGUUGUUCACUUUCUUUUCUCAUUUUUGUCAUCAUUUGUAUUCAACACAGUACCUUUUCCAGCAUGACUGAAGAUGAGUAGGAUAGAUCUCAUAAUUG
Messenger RNA from Meira miltonrushii, 2269 nucleotides. RefSeq lists its product as uncharacterized. Lineage: Eukaryota; Fungi; Basidiomycota; Exobasidiomycetes; Exobasidiales; Brachybasidiaceae. The record is from RefSeq and is a predicted model, not a curated record. The coding region runs from base 239 to 2164 and encodes 641 amino acids. The transcript has a single exon.